Messenger RNA from Rhizophagus irregularis DAOM 181602=DAOM 197198, 255 nucleotides. Lineage: Eukaryota; Fungi; Glomeromycota; Glomeromycetes; Glomerales; Glomeraceae. The record is from RefSeq and is a predicted model, not a curated record.
AUUCAUGAUGCUGGAAAUAUUCAUAAAGAUUUUCAUUCGGGCAAUAUAUUACAUGAUAAUAAAGAUGAUUUACUAUCAAUUAAAGAAAUUCCUUAUAGUGAUAAUCCUAAUGAUAAUUUUUUGGUUGUCAAAAUAUGUAAAGGAUUUAGACCAAAAAUUUCUGAAGUUACACCAAAAUUAAUUGUAGAUUUGAUUAUUAAAUGUUGGGAUGCUAAAGCAGCAAAUAGACCAACUGCUAAAGAAAAUGGAAGAUGA